AUGUCGGCCUCUUCCGUCCACGACGUCGAAACCGGCUCGUUGAAGCUGGACACUAAAAAAGCAGAUGUGUCCAAGUCGAAAUUAGCCUCGCCAUUCCCUUCUCCCACCGAAAAGAACCUUCCCAGGGGCACAGACGAGAACGAAGGGCCUGGUGCCCGAGACAAGGAGAACACGCGUCCAGAGUCCCUGAAGCAUGGCUCGCCGAGAGGCAGGUCCUCCUUGAGCACACGACCCCCCAACCAAUCUACCGACGAUCAACAACCUUUCACCCGCCACCAACGCCAACCAUCCGUGCCGGGGGUAUCCCCUCCAUCCCGCGCCCAGAGUGUACAAUUCCGGGAUACCGACACCGAGCUUCCCGACGUGUCCCAGUCCCGGCCGCAGUCACGACCCGUAUCUCGACCCGUGUCGCAACACGGCGAAGACGAAGAGCAGGGCCCAAAAGGAAAACAGUCCCUAUUUGGGAAGCUGAAGUCCUUUGCCGCCGUCUCUCACUCGAGGUCGCCAAGUAGCGCAAGCGCAGAUUUCCGCGCACCACAGGCCGAUCUCGCAACUCCCGGGUCGGAAAGGGGGGAGUUCCGUUUCCCAGCACCCCUAGAAGAAGAGGGGAGCGAGGGAGACGCCGAUGCAGAGGAAAGCGGAGGUGAGCAGCGCGAGUCCCGUCCCACGAAGCGAAAGCAGAAGAGAAGAAAGCAACAAGACAAUGAAGACGGUGCUCAGACCGCACCGGGGACCCCCAAGACCGGGCGCAGGCCCUCCUUCCACUUCUCGUCCUCAUUUGCGCCGUUCGAGAACUAUCGAACUAAUUUGUUCCCUCGACGAGCAAGCACAACCGACUUCACGCCCCAACAGCGAGAGGGAGUUUCAGAAGAUGAAGGUCGUGAGAGGCUGAGCCGUCGCAUGAGGAGCCGCCCGUGGACAAACACACGGGGGGAUAGCUAUACUGGGCGAAACACCGAUGCCAACCAGGAUGACCCGCGCCCAUCUAAUCUACGGCGUUUGACCGGUUUCGCUGGACAGGGCAACGAAGAGAGCCUGACGGCGAGCUGGAGACGCCAUCGCAACGAGCGAGGCACGAGUGCAAGCGCUCAACGAUGGAAGCAAAUCAAGGCCGGCCUGAAGCUCAUCGGCCAGCGACGAAAGCCAGAAAACACAGUGGACAACAAAAAGUCGGCGGAGCUGCUGGCCGAACUUGCUUCAGCCGUGCCUGCAGCACUGAUCCUAGCCAGUGCCUUCCAGCGCGAUGAGCACGGCAGCAAGAGAAUCCCAAUUCUACUCGAGCAACUGAAGGUUCGGGUCACCGAUAGCCGCAUCGAUUCUCACUCGGGUGAUCGUCACCUAGUCUUUCGAAUUGAGAUGGAAUACGGAAGCGGCAUGACACGAAUGAAGUGGAUCAUCUUCCGUACUCUGCGAGACUUUGCCAAUCUACACCUCAAGUACAAACUUCAUCUUGGAACUCAGAAGUACAUUCAACUUCGGACUAGCGAAAAUAGCCCCAGUCUCCCUCGAUUCCCCAGGAGUGCAUUUCCUUACAUGCGCGGUGUGCGUGGCCUGGAGAGCGAAUUCGAGGACGAAGACGAAGAGGGUGGCUAUGAAACCGGAGCAGAAGGAAUGAGUGGGACAGAAAGACCACCGACUAAGAAGAAACAAAGCCAGCAGCCACAUUCGCGUCGCGCCUCCGGUGCACUUGUUCGCAGAAAAUCCAGCAUCACGAACCAGGAAAGCGAGUCUGCUGGAGCAUUAGGGCCUUCGUCGACACAUGAAGGUGCAGGGGCCAGGAAGGAGACAUAUCCUGGGAAGCAGCGUAAGAAGCUUGAGCUAUACCUGCAGAAGAUGAUCAGGUUUUUGAUCUUUAGAGCCGACAGCAAUCGCUUGUGCAAAUUCUUGGAAUUAUCCGCCCUGGGUGUCCGCUUGGCUGCAGAGGGCAGUUAUCAUGGCAAAGAAGGGUUCCUGAUCAUCCAAUCUUCCAAGGGCCUUGAUUUCCGAAAGGCUCUCACCCCAUCUCUGGUCAAGAAACGCCAUUGGCCAAAAUGGUUCUUGGUCAGACACAGCUACGUAGUCUGCGUGGAUUCCCCAGAGGAGAUGAACAUAUAUGAUGUCUUCUUGGUGGAUUCCAAUUUCAAGAUUCAAACCCCCAAGCUCAGUCUUCGCAAUCAAAAUCCGAAGGAUCUGGCGAAGUCCGCCAAGCAGUCGGCGAGGCACCCUCAGCACCACACUCUUCGGCUUGAGAACUCUGAGCGCAAACUGAAACUACUUGCCCGCAACGAGCGUCAACUACAGCAGUUUGAGGACUCCAUCCGCUUCAUGGUUGCCAACACCCCAUGGAUGCGCCCCAACCGAUUUGACAGCUUUGCCCCUGUGCGACAGAAUUGCUUUGCGCAAUGGCUGGUUGACGCAAGAGACCAUAUGUGGGUUGUCUCUCGGGCUAUCAACCAGGCCAAGGAUGUUAUUUACAUCCAUGACUGGUGGUUGAGUCCAGAAUUGUACAUGCGUCGCCCGGCUGCCAUCAGUCAAAAAUGGCGACUGGACCGCCUCCUCCAGCAGAAAGCGCGGGAGGGUGUCAAGGUGUUUGUGAUCAUGUAUCGCAACAUCAAUUCGGCCAUUCCCAUCGACUCCGAGUAUUCCAAGUUCUCUCUCCUCGACCUUCACCCCAACAUCUUCGUCCAACGGUCACCGAAUCAGUUCCGCCAGAACACUUUCUUCUGGGCCCACCACGAAAAACUAUGCCUCAUUGACCACACCAUUGCCUUUGUUGGUGGUAUUGACCUCUGCUUCGGACGCUGGGAUACUCCUCAACACCAGCUAACCGAUGACAAGCCCACUGGCUUCGAGACUACCGAUGGACCUAAGGAUGCUGAUCAUUGUCAGCUUUGGCCUGGAAAAGAUUACUCGAACCCAAGAAUCCAAGACUUCUAUGACCUAGACAAGCCGUACGAGGAGAUGUAUGACCGCAAUGUCGUGCCACGAAUGCCCUGGCAUGAUAUUUCCAUGCAUGUCGUGGGCCAACCUGCUCGUGACCUAACUCGUCAUUUUGUGCAGCGCUGGAACUACAUUCUGCGCCAGCGAAAGCCCACACGUCCCACACCCUUCCUCCUACCACCUCCGGAUUUCAAUCCGGCCGAUCUCGAGGCUUUGGGUCUCGAUGGCACCUGUGAAGUACAGAUUCUUCGUUCUAGCAGUAUGUGGUCAACGGGUACCCCUGAUGUCACGGAACACAGCAUCAUGAACGCCUACGUAAAGUUGAUUGAGGAGUCUGAACAUUUCGUGUACAUCGAAAACCAGUUCUUCAUCAGCACGUGUGAGAUUGAUGGCAGGAAGAUCGAGAACCUCAUUGGAGAUGCUCUGGUUGAACGCAUCGUCCGGGCGGCUAAGAACGAGGAAGCAUGGCGUGCCGUGAUUGUUAUCCCCUUGAUGCCGGGCUUCCAGAAUACCGUUGACAGCGAGGGUGGCACAAGUGUUCGUCUCAUCAUGCAGUGCCAAUACCGCAGUAUCUGCCGCGGAGAAACUUCAAUAUUCGGCCGCCUCCGUGCCCUCGGUAUUGAGCCAGAGGACUACAUUCAAUUCUUCAGUCUUCGCACCUGGGGCAAGAUUGGACCCCAGAAACAGCUGGUGACCGAGCAACUCUACAUCCAUGCAAAGUGCAUGGUCGUGGAUGACCGCGCUGCCAUCAUCGGCUCGGCCAACAUCAAUGAACGAUCCAUGCUGGGUUCGCGUGACUCCGAAGUCGCAUCCAUUGUUCGAGAUACCGAUAUGGUCAUGUCAAGCAUGAAUGGAAAACCUUAUCUCGUGGGACGAUUCCCUCACACUCUGCGCAUGCGCCUGAUGAGAGAGCAUCUUGGAAUCGAUGUCGACGAGCUCAUGGAGCAUGACUUUGCCACCGAGGAAGAGCUGCGCAAGAUUGAGGCCGCCGAGGGGGCAGGUCGUCCUGCCAAUGAUCGAGAGCACAGGAACUCGGGCUCCUCGGUUGUCGAACGGCAGGAUGAACGAGAGAUGAUUGAACGGCGGCAUCGCGUUCAAGAUGAGUUUCUUUCUCGCUCCGAAGCUAUGUAUAGCUUCAAUCACGAUGUUGACUGGGAGCAGGGUGCGAACCCAAAUCUCAAAUCUAAUCGGAAGCUGACUGCCGAUCCACGCGUCACCGAGAAUCCAGAACACCGGAAAGACGUCGAAGGCAAUGGGCAUGAUCGGCUGACGGUCGCUUCGGAGGCCGGGCUCGGUGUGGGGCGUGACUCUGAUAUGCGGGAAGGAAGAGAGACGUUGCUCUCUCCCAUUGCCUCAGAGGGCAAGGGUACAAUUGAGAGCCCGAGCUCACAGUCCCAACCUAAAUCAUCCCAAACAUCUUCAACGGUUAAUGACCGGCAGCCCAUUUCAGGCGAAACCAACCGUGCCUCGGAGCCCAGCGGUGAUACGAUCCCACAAGGUCAGGGGGCCCCUGGAUUAUCGACACGCGAACCAGAGUCCAAUGGCACCGGACUCACCGUGUCUAGAGAAGAGACAGAUACUUCUAAAAAUCACCAUCCGUUGGCUCCGGAUCUCAAGCGCAUUUUCAUCGAUAAUGACUGCAUGAGAGACCCGGUCAUUGAUGGCUUUUACCUUGACACGUGGCAAGCUGUCGCCGAAAAGAACACAAAGAUCUACCGCUCUGUGUUCCGAUGCAUGCCGGAUAACGAGGUCAAGAGUUGGAAGGAAUACAAGGAGUACGCUGCAUAUGGCGAGCGCUUUGCGGAAAUGCAGAGCCAGCAGGGCAACAAACCAAGCCAGGCCCAACAGAAACCAAACAGCCCCCCUCCCCCUGGUGGCACUGUCAGUUCUCCUAUGUCCAUUGCCUCUCAGCUGUCAUUCAUCACGCCCAAGGUGGCUGAUGGAUCGCCCGCAGACCCCAAGAGCCCUCAAACGAUUGACGAGAAGAUCGGAUCUGGAAAUGAAUCCGCCCGCCCUCAGUCAGAGUCCCUGGCAAAGCAAGAGACAUUGUCAUCGAUUGAUGAAAAGGCUGCUCUGAAAACCGCAUCAGACUCGAAUUUGUUGAACAGUGUUGCGAACGGAACCGGCGACGAGAACGCCGCUGCCGGCGAGGACGCUGAAAAGUCACGAUCGGUUUCCGCCCAUCAAGUUGACUAUUCCGAGGCUGUGAACCUAAACCUGAAUUCAACCAGCCAGUCUCGGAGGCGCAGGCGCAGAGCUACAACUAUCGGCUCCAAGCGGGAUCCCCAUGGAGCAGACGAGUUCAUGGAUAAGGGUCGUGCGGAAGAUCUCCUCAACAAGACCCAAGGCCAUCUCAUCAUGUGGCCAUAUGACUGGCUGGAGAAGGAGGAACAAGGUGGAAAUUGGCUCUAUGCUUUGGAUCAAAUCUCCCCACUGGAGAUUUAG
Messenger RNA from Penicillium olsonii, 5364 nucleotides. NCBI's taxonomy places the organism in Eukaryota, Fungi, Ascomycota, Eurotiomycetes, Eurotiales, Aspergillaceae. The record is from the annotation of a GenBank genome assembly.